Molecule: messenger RNA, 1679 nt
Organism: Contarinia nasturtii (swede midge)
Lineage: Eukaryota; Metazoa; Arthropoda; Insecta; Diptera; Cecidomyiidae
Exons: 5
Coding region: 27-1583 (518 amino acids)
Biological process (GO): apoptotic DNA fragmentation
Cellular component (GO): nucleus; mitochondrial inner membrane
Molecular function (GO): single-stranded DNA endonuclease activity; metal ion binding; nucleic acid binding
Source: RefSeq, a predicted model, not a curated record
UCAAGUUAUCUUGAAGUUUGUCAGUCAUGACGAAACCAAACGGGAUCUUUGGAGUAGUUACCUCCGUACAUUUUUCGUUUUUAAUACUUACAGUUAUUGUAGGAUCAUUAGUUUCGGCAAAAAUGUGGAGACCGAUUAUGCCGAAAUUUCCAGAUACUCCCGAGAGAAUAGGAGAAGGAGCAGUUAAGUACGUUAAAGAAUUAUUGGCACCAUUAACACCAGGAGCAAGUAAAAAAGAUCCGAAUUUGAUAAUGACCGGUGAAAGUUGUGCUCGGGGUUUGGGUAGCUUAUACAUUGUAAAAACGCGGGGAAAAACUUUGUAUACUGUGUGUUUCAAUGAUAAAAAGGCGAGUGCGAUCUAUAGCACGCAUAUAGUUGACUUGGCCAACAAAACGAUUGAACAAUCCAAACAUCUUACUUUCAAAGCAAAAUACACUUUGCGAGGCUGGAAAGUGAAUUCCUUAUACUGUGCUAGAAAUCAAUGUAACGCAUUCAAUAAAAAGUUCAUCCCGUUUACGCAUCCGGAAACGAGAAAAAAUAAAUAUUUUUCGCGAAAUCAUUUAACUCCACAUGCUGACUUUGCAUUGGCCAAACAUCAAACAAUGACCUACUACUUUCAUAAUUCCUUUCCAGGAAUGCAAUCGAUGAAUGUUGCGAAUUGGAGUAAACUUGAAGACUUUGUACGUGAUUUGUCAACUCAAAUGGGCAAGGUGCUGCUCGUAGUUACGGGAGUGUAUGGGGUUUUGAAGAAGAAAACCUUAACGGGACACACGAUGGACGUCUAUUUAGAUCAGAAAAAUGAGCGCAUUGAAGUUCCGUUGAUUGUGUUUAAAUUGGUGGUCGAUCAAAAAACGAAUGGUUCGGUGGCAUUUUUCACAUCAAAUGAUACCGAAAUGGAUGAACAACAGCAAAAUCAGUUUUUAACGAUUUGCAAAAGUGUUUGCGAUGAGAUCGCAGCCAAUUUUAAUCCAGAUGUUAAAGCUGGUCUUACCGUUUGUUGUCGAUAUGCUCAAUUCGCGAAACAUAUUCAAUUUAUUCCAUUCAAGUUGUCGAAGAGUAAUUUAUUGAAAAAUCCAAAACGUAUAGAGCGAUCAUACUCUCGAUCAAAUUCUUCAUUGAAUUCUCCGCCCAAAAUGACAAAAACAAAUUCUUCCAAAAUAACGAAAAUCAAUUCGUCUAAAAUGACGAAAACAGACAAGGUAAAAUUGACGAAAACGAAUUCAGUGAAAAUAACAAAAACAAACUCGUCCAAAACGAUGAACACAACUUCAUUAGAUCGAUCGUCAUCAAAACGAUCUGCUUCAGUGAGACCCUUACAAUCUGAUAACACUUUAUCAACAUCUGAAGAUUUGGAAGCAGAAGCAUCAUCACUAAUCAAAAAACUUUCGAUAUCGGGAAGUAGAAACUCCCGUGUAUCAUUUCAAGACACUCAAUCGCCGUCCAUAACAUCAGCCGAUCAAUCAAUAUUACGCGCUGAUGGUUCGAACUCAGUAAUCAAUUUAUCUGCUGAACGUGCAUCGCAAUUGAAGUCUUCAUCAAUGAAAAGAUCAGCUAGACUCGCAAAAAUACAAAUAUUUCCAUAAUUGGAAAUUGUUGAAAAAAAAUCCAUCUGAAAAUUACAACGAAUCAAAAUUUGAGAUCCAAAGCAUUAAAUAAAAUUCAAAUACAACGAGUAAAAA